AUGAAAUUAUCUCUUUAUGAUCGAGUUGUUCGAUUAAGUAAUGUGCCAGCACCGCAACUUCAGCUCUUUAUUUCACUCAUACAGGCACACACACCAAUUGGAGUCAUCGUCACUUUCAAGCAACAUGAGAAAGCAGACGAGGACUAUCGAUACAUCCCUGACAUUCUCUUGAAACAGAAGCAAGAAGAGCUCAAAUCUCUAGAUGAUCCGAUAAUCACUCGUUUUCUUCGCCUUAUUUCGUACUCCAUUGUUCGUCACUUCACGGCAGAAAUGUCUGCGGAGGCCGUAGAAAAACUUGUACCAUACGAACUCGUGGAUAUUGGGGCAAACCUUGGACAUCCUCUUUUUCAAAAUGAUCUCGAUGAUGUCCUAUUUCGUGCGAAGCAAUCAGGAAUAUCGAAGCUAAUGGUAACUGGGACGUGCGAAAAAAUCAGUCAGGAAAGUAUGAAGUUAGCUGAAAGAAUGCCUGGGUUCCUCUAUUUUACCGCAGGGGUACAUCCACAUGAUGCAAAAGACUUUGAUAAUAAGACCCUUGACAAUUUGAGGAUUCUUCAGGCACAUCCUCAGUGCGUUGCUGUGGGGGAAUGUGGACUGGACUUCAAUAGGAACUUUUCACCUCAAGACAUUCAAAAGGACGUUUUUGCAAUGCAGGACAUGGUUCGAAUACUAAGCGAUGCUGGAGCAAGGUUGCCGCCGGCUGUUAUUCACUGUUUCACCGGGACUGAAGACGAAGCGAAGAAAUAUGUCGAAAUGGGUUUGUAUAUUGGAUUGACGGGUGUGUUUUUAUCUCUGUUUUCAAUGGCGAUGAUGAAAGACGGUGAUACUCGAUUUCGAAGUUCCUCAGGGUUUCUAUGGAAAGAUCGGCUGACAAAUGGUGUGCAAAUGGCCCUUCGCAACGGUUCCAUUCCUCUUGAUCGACUUCUUAUUGAAACUGAUGCGCCAUUUAUGUAUCCGAAGAUUACCGACAAAAAACUGCCAGCAGAUGUGAAGGAGGCCUUUACUGAGUCAGCAAAGCAACUGCACAAAUUCACUACUUUCAACCGUAAUGAACCAUGCGCACUAGCUGCCAUCUGCGAGAUGAUUGCCGCUUUCAUGGGAAAAGAUCCGAAAGAGGUGUUCAAAUUUGGUGAAUUUGUACUCAAAAGUGGAUUGAAAUCGCCAAUUUAUAUAGACUUACGCGAGUGUUUUGGAUACCCUGAUGUUAUGGACCUCGCAUCAGAUGGUCUCAAAUCCCUGAUAGACGAAGCGGGCAUUUCUUUCGAUGGAAUCGUUGGAGUGCCAUAUGCGGCUUUACCGUAUGCGACUUUGGUGUCCCAACGAUCUAAGAAACCGCUCCUCAUCGUUCGCAAGGAGUCAAAGAAUUAUGGCACUAAGAAGAUGGUCGAAGGCAUCUAUCAAAAAGGUGAUCGAGUGGCCAUUAUUGAGGAUGUAGUUACUACCGGUGGAAGUAUCCGAGAUGUAGUGACAGCAUUACGUGCAGAUGGUCUUAUAGUUGAGACAGUGUUCUGCCUUCUCGAUAGGGAGCAGGGUGGAUCUGACAAUCUCAAAGAAGACGGAAUUUCUCUUUACAGCCUUUUCAAUAUGGAAACUAUUCUCUGCUUUUUGCUUUCGGUAGAUGCUAUCACUGAGGAGACAUUGCUGGAGAUUAUUGAGGCACUAAACCUCUCCUACAAAGAAGUGAAACAUCUUCAAAUUUCCCCCCACAUGGAGAACUUGGAUGCUUUUCCUAUGUCUAAUCUGGGUCGUCUUCCAAUAGAGGAACGUGCAAAAGAGGUCGUGUCUUCGCUGAACAAGAAAUUAUUCGAUAUGAUGAUCAGAAAAAACUCAAAUCUGUGUCUGGCCGCUGACUAUACCGAAGCGGAGAAAAUCCUUCAACUAGCCGAGAAGGCCGGUCCAUUCGUCAUUGCCAUUAAAGUCCAUGCUGAUGCCAUUGUGGACUUCUCAAAGGAGUUUACGACACGGUUGGUACGACUGGCAAAUGACCACGACUUCGUUAUCUUCGAGGACAGGAAGUUUGGUGAUACAGGGAAUACGAAUCUGUUGCAACUGAAAGGAGCUCUUCGUGUUGCUGAAUGGGCUGAUGUGGUUACCGUUCACGCAGUCCAAGGUAGCGACUCGAUUGGACCAGUCUUUCGUCAGGUACGUAAAGGUUGA
Messenger RNA from Cooperia oncophora, 2154 nucleotides. NCBI's taxonomy places the organism in Eukaryota, Metazoa, Nematoda, Chromadorea, Rhabditida, Trichostrongylidae. The record is from the annotation of a GenBank genome assembly.